Messenger RNA from Indicator indicator, 1239 nucleotides. It is a transcript of the gene TGFB2, whose product is annotated as transforming growth factor beta 2. The transcript has 7 exons. Gene Ontology annotation, molecular function: cytokine activity; growth factor activity; type II transforming growth factor beta receptor binding. The record is from RefSeq and is a predicted model, not a curated record. Bases 1 to 1239 code for a protein of 412 amino acids. Gene Ontology annotation, biological process: SMAD protein signal transduction; BMP signaling pathway; regulation of cell population proliferation. Lineage: Eukaryota; Metazoa; Chordata; Aves; Piciformes; Indicatoridae. Gene Ontology annotation, cellular component: extracellular region.
AUGCACUGCUAUCUGCUGAGCGUGUUCCUCACCGUGGAUCUGGCCACCGUGGCUUUCAGCCUGUCUACCUGCAGCACCCUCGACAUGGAUCAGUUUAUGCGCAAGAGAAUCGAGGCGAUCCGGGGGCAGAUCUUGAGCAAACUGAAGCUCACCAGCCCCCCGGACGAGUACCCCGAGCCCGAGGAGGUGCCUCCGGAGGUCAUCUCUAUCUACAACAGCACCAGGGACCUGCUGCAAGAGAAAGCCAACCACAGAGCUGCCACUUGUGAAAGGGAGAGGAGCGACGAGGAGUAUUAUGCCAAAGAAGUUUACAAAAUAGACAUGCAGCCUUUUUACCCCGAAAAUGCCAUCCCACCAAGCUAUUACAGCCUUUACUUCAGAAUCGUCAGAUUUGAUGUCUCAGCGAUGGAGAAGAACGCCUCCAACCUGGUGAAGGCCGAGUUCAGGGUCUUCCGCUUGCAGAACACAAAGGCGCGUGUCUCGGAGCAGCGGAUAGAGCUGUACCAGGUUCUAAAAUCUAAAGAAUUAUCAUCACCAGGACAGCGCUACAUUGACAGCAAAGUAGUUAAAACAAGAGCUGAAGGAGAAUGGUUGUCUUUUGAUGUCACUGAGGCUGUACAUGAGUGGCUCCAUCACAGAGACAGGAAUCUUGGAUUUAAGAUAAGCUUACAUUGUCCAUGCUGCACCUUCGUGCCUUCCAAUAAUUAUAUCAUCCCAAAUAAAAGUGAAGAGCUUGAAGCAAGAUUUGCAGGUAUUGAUGACUACACAUAUUCCAGUGGUGAUGUGAAAGCUUUAAAGUCCAAUAGGAAAAAAUACAGUGGGAAGACCCCACAUCUUCUGCUAAUGUUAUUACCCUCCUACAGACUUGAGUCGCAACAGCCCAGUCGGCGGAAGAAGCGUGCUCUAGAUGCUGCCUAUUGUUUUAGGAACGUGCAAGAUAAUUGCUGUCUGCGUCCACUUUAUAUUGACUUCAAGAGAGAUCUUGGCUGGAAAUGGAUUCAUGAACCUAAAGGUUAUCAUGCUAAUUUCUGUGCAGGAGCCUGCCCAUAUUUAUGGAGCUCAGAUACUCAGCACAGCAGAGUACUCAGCUUGUAUAACACCAUAAAUCCAGAAGCUUCUGCUUCUCCUUGCUGUGUGUCCCAGGAUUUGGAACCCCUCACCAUCCUCUACUAUAUUGGCAAAACACCCAAAAUUGAACAGCUGUCCAACAUGAUCGUAAAGUCUUGCAAGUGCAGCUAA